AGUUAGAUUUGAGAUGACACGUGGAGGUUUUAAUUUAUGCCACUGACACUUAAGGGGCUUUCUAUGCGGAAGUCAACAAGCACCGAGCUGCUUCCUGAAAGUGCUGGGACUAUUUUGUAUGAACUGACAUCUUCUGAUUGAUUAAUCGAACCAGUCAUGUCGAAGAACACAGUGUCCGAUCGAUUCAGAAAGGUUGAUGUAGAUGAGUACGACGAAAACAAGUUUGUCGACGAGGAGGACGGCGGAGAAAAUCAACUAGGUCCGGAUGAGGCUGAGGUGGAUUCUCUCAUCAGAUCAGGUAACCUGAUGGGAGCUUUGCAGGCAGUACUGAAGAAUCCACCCAUCAACGCCAAGAACCAGAAUGUGAAGGACCGGGCUGAAGGCCUCGUGUUGAAAGUGCUCAGCUCUGUCAAGGCUAGCGAUAUAGAAAAGGCUGUUCAGUCUCUGGAUAAGAGUGGAGUUGAUCUCCUGAUGAAAUACAUCUACAAAGGCUUUGAAAGACCCUCAGACAACAGUAGUGCCAUCCUACUGCAGUGGCAUGAAAAGGCUCUCUCAGCAGGUGGUGUGGGCUCUAUCGUCAGAGUGCUCACGGCCAGGAAGACUGUGUAAUCUUCAGCACCUCAGCACCGUGGCAGGGUUGGCGGAGGGACUGGCCGGCACAACCCCUCGUGGUCUGGUUUCUGCCCACACUGCCAAACUGUGGAGGAUGUCCAGUCACUCACCUUUUUUAAAAACGAUCAAACAUUACAGUUCCAUUUGGAUUUCAUGCGGUGAAGAUAAGCACCUUGGAUCUAUGUUAACAGAAUGGUGAUGAGAAAAUGUUAUUGUUGACCUCAGUCGUUAUUAAGCACAGACAUUUUAGCUAUUAUCAAAGGGAACUUUUGAUCUUUGCUCGUCUGCUUCACAUACUUCACAUUCUCAUACCUGUCCUGAUGUAAAGUCUCAACCGAACAGAACAAACAGUACAUGUAAUCACAUGACUAAAUCUUUAAUCAUGUUAUUACAGUGGCAGGUGAUGGUACUCUAGGGGUGUGUUGUUUUUUGUUUUACUUAAAGGGAUAGUCCACCGAAAAGUAUGUCAUCAUUUACUCACCC
Molecule: messenger RNA, 1095 nt
Organism: Sinocyclocheilus rhinocerous
Lineage: Eukaryota; Metazoa; Chordata; Actinopteri; Cypriniformes; Cyprinidae
Product: actin-related protein 2/3 complex subunit 5-like
Exons: 4
Coding region: 157-609 (150 amino acids)
Biological process (GO): regulation of actin filament polymerization; Arp2/3 complex-mediated actin nucleation
Cellular component (GO): Arp2/3 protein complex; actin cytoskeleton
Source: RefSeq, a predicted model, not a curated record